CUACCUCUGAACCUGAUUGCUGCCAUUAUCUCGUUUCUUGAUGACCCUGCAGAUCUUGCGCGAGUCACUCGAACAUCACGCCUGCUACACUAUAUGACACUGCCACAACUGUAUCACCGCGUGCAUCUACACUCCUACAGCGAAACCCGAUAUGUGAACGGAAAGCCGGAGGGCUUCGGGAGCGGGUCUCCGUUCAUGAUGGCCUUGAACGGGCUUGCGACGAAGAGUCAUGCCGCUCUUGUGUCGGAAUUGAGGCUGUGGGGCCAGUGGAAAGAGUUGGGCAUUGAAGACUUCGCCAAAGGAGUAAUACCAAAUGGUACAAUCAUGCUCGGGAUCAUCCUUCGAGCGGCGAUCGACAAGAUGGUCAGGCUCAAUUCGUUCUCUUGGGAGCUGGAUUCCAGUCCUACGAAGACGCUUUACCUUGGUUUGGCCGCACGAGAUACGUUGACGAGUCUGACGCUAAGAUUUCCCUCUGCGCGGGUACCGAGACCUUUUGUGCUCAUUCCGCCUAUGCAAAACUUGAGAAGCUUCAAAGCGCUCGACAUCGACCCACUAUGCUAUCCGGACGACAUCAGUCUGCUUCUGCUCCAUUCGCGCGAACUACGAGAUCUGCGCCUACACUUUUCCCCACGAAUGCGGUCCGAGGCGGAAAACAGCCUCGCUCUUUCCACUUUCUUCGGUAAAUGCGUACAGGCCAACUACAAGCUCAAAUUGAAGCAUUUCGCUCUGUGCAACUUCUUCGGUCCGAACGACUCCGGCGGGCUAGGACAGAUCCUCGACGAAGAGUCAUUAGAAUCGCUCACGAUGCUUGACGUAUGGGGAGGUACUGAUCCUCGUACCGUCUGGGUUGAUGAGAGUUGGAAGCGAAUUGAGAAGACGCCGGGCCCGUCUUUAAAGCGAGUCCGAAUUAACGAAGUCUCUGGAGCCCACAUUCGUCUAUCGUCCCAAUCAAAGCUGGGUGUGGAGCGGAUGUAUCUUGUGAACGCAAAGCGACCAAGGACAGGAUAUACGCCAUCAGCAAGCGCAGGCAGUUCGUGUACACCGGGAGCACUGACGACCCCUUCUCCUGACACGUCCUCCACCCCGGUCGACCCUGACUACGAGGAAGUUGCUAUUUGCAAGGAGUAUCUUGGGUCCAUCACCCAGUUCCAUGGCCACACAUUGAGACAUCUCCUGUUACGCGACAUUUGGGCCUUGGACGAAGACGAUGUGGCCAUGCUCGUUCGGCGCUGUCCAAAUCUAGAACAGCUAGGGGUGGCAAUUAAAGAUGCCGACCAGUCCAUCUUGAUGAGGCACAUGCCUUUUCUGACCAAGCUUCGAGCCCUGAGGAUUCUUUACAACGACUCGCUCGUCGAGCGUAUGCGAACGCUCUCUCACGAGGAAAUCAUACUUGGUCUUGAACCAGCGUUGGCUAGACCACCAAUUCCUGUCAUUGAGGUGAUUGGGCUCGGAGAUGUGAUCUACAAAAUCGGGAGAGUUGUC
This is a messenger RNA of Zymoseptoria tritici IPO323, 1482 nucleotides long. RefSeq lists its product as uncharacterized. The transcript is spliced from 3 exons. The record is from RefSeq and is a predicted model, not a curated record. Gene Ontology annotation, molecular function: protein binding. NCBI's taxonomy places the organism in Eukaryota, Fungi, Ascomycota, Dothideomycetes, Mycosphaerellales, Mycosphaerellaceae. The annotation marks the transcript as partial.